Molecule: messenger RNA, 8626 nt
Organism: Gryllus bimaculatus (two-spotted cricket)
Lineage: Eukaryota; Metazoa; Arthropoda; Insecta; Orthoptera; Gryllidae
Source: the annotation of a GenBank genome assembly
GGGUUUUACCAUUGAUUAACACCUAGAUAGGGAGUUGUGCAUCCUUCUAUUCAUCCAUGGUUUUACUGCAUAAGAAUAUUUUGUGUGGUGUAUGGUGAAUAUAUUAUCAUAGUCGUGGCUGAUACUACACAAGGGACACAAGUAUUCUUCCGAGGGCACGUCUCCUUGAACCAGACAGAAACGAUCACUGUUAUUAUGGCUUAAAGUCAAGUCUUAACAAACUUUCCUCGGGGCAACAUUGUGUGUUCUAAUUAUAUUUUAGUCUGCAAGGAUUAUAGUAAAGUUACACAAUUUGUGACUUUUUGAAAAUAAAAAUUUUGGCCAGUAUUUUGUUACGUAAAUCAUGUUUUCUCCCGUGCACGAGAGGUAAAUAUGAUGCCAUGUGGUAUGGCACACUUGUUAAUUGCUUGUUAAUACAUUGGUACACCUGUUCCACGAUGGCGCUGGACCGCGCACGUCUGGACUUUGACACAAGAGCGCAAGUAUCCUUUGACCUUUUAAGUUAAUCAGCAGCCUGUCUUGGAGGACUAAUAUCGUAUCUGGCAAAGGUAAUCGCUGUGUUAAUUAUGGAUCCCUCACCCCAGCAGAUUCAAGAAUUACGCUCCAAAUUUCUUCAGAAGUUAGAGACUGAUGGUGCACCAGCUCCAGAAGGAUUUCAUGCAGCUGAUUUAGCAAAAGUUAAGAAUGGUGAUGACUGGUUGCGAAGGUUUUUAGUUCACUGUGAAUUGGAUAUGAAUUUAACCUUGCAAAUGUUGUGGGACACUUGUGAAUGGAGGAGUAAAUUUGGGACCAAUGAAAUAACUGAAAAUAAUGUGAAACGAGAAUAUUUGGAAGAUGGUAGUCUGUAUGUACACAAUAGGGAUAUUGAUGGGAGAAGUCUCUUGAUUUUUAAUUGUAAAAAACAUGUUAAGGGCCAACGAGAUAUGGAUGAUCUCAAAAGAUGUGUGGUGUAUUGGUUUGAGAGACUGGAAAGAAUGGACAAAGGAAAGCCUGUAACAAUUUUUUUUGACAUGGCAGAAACUGGUCUAGCUAACAUGGAUAUGGAUUUUACCAAAUAUUUGAUUAGCUUGUUUAAACAAUACUAUCCAGAUUUCCUCAAUUAUAUUAUUAUAUUUGAAAUGCCGUGGAUUUUAAAUGCUGCCUUCAAAAUCAUCAAAUCAUGGCUACCUGCCAAAGCUGUUCAGAAAAUAAGAUUUGUGAACAAAGGUUCCUUGAAAACUGUAGUAAACGCUGAUCAAGCAUUAAAAGUAUGGGGUGGUCAAGAUGAUUAUACUUUCAGUUUUGUGCCAGAACAGAAAAGUGCUUCAACAGAAAGAGCUGAUAAGAAGGUGCAUUUUGCAGAUGGAUCACCUUUAAAUGAAUCCUUUCCUGGUGGUUUUGGUGAUGCACAGAGCAAACAGGAUGGCCUUCCGAAUAACAAUGUAUCUCUUCAGAUUACACCACCUGAUGCCAUUAGUUUCACUAUUGAGGGUACUGAAAUGACGGGAACAAUUACAUUGACCAAUAAUGAUGACAAAAUUAUAUCAUACAAGAUAAAAACCACAUCACCUGAAAAAUUUAGAGUGCGACCUAGUACAGGUGUUCUUGCACCUUCAGAGUCUGUGUCAAUAAAUGUGGUUCUCCAGCCUGGAUAUCAGUUGGCAGGGCUAUCAAGAGAUAAGUUUCUAAUUAUGAAUCUUCCUGUUGAUUCAACAGACAUGUCCCCACAAGAACUAGCAGAGUUAUGGAAACAAACUUCUGGAAAGAAUGUAGGUCAUCACAGACUAAAAUGCAAUCUGGGAUCAGCCACACCUGAAUCAGCUCUGAAAAAUGGAACUGCAUUUUCAACAACAACUUCUAUGGAUUUGGAGCAACAGAUACGUCAAAUCGCAUCUGGAGUGUCCCAGCUGAGAGAUCAUCACGAGAAGUUGUGUGCAGAUCUGAGAUUCACUCAAAAGCUUCAGUGGCUUACUAUUGGUAUUGUCCUUUUGGGGUUCAUUCUUGCCGUUUUCUUUUCACAAAGACAUUCUUCUGGAGAAACAUGCUUUGCAGGAUUUAACCCCACAUACGUCCAAAUUUUACGAGUGAGAGAUCACGCAGAUCUGUGAAACGAGAAACCACUACUUUUGGUUUCUAGAAUGAGCACUUCAUAAAGAUAGAAGAGAUAUUAUCGAACAAUAGGUUAUGUAUAAUUUUUCACUUCUCUCGAAAUAGGGUGAAAUAAAUAAUGGAAAUAACGCAUAACAUGUCGACCGGUGUCGAGUUAAAUAUUAAAACAAUGCAUUGGCACGCCUGUAUUUAAGGACUGAUGGAGCGAUUCAUUUAGUUGGUAAUCUGUUGAAAACAGUAAGAUUGGAAUCGAAAGGGCAGAGGCAGAUAAAUAAAAAAGGCCCGUACUAUUCUAGGCGCCAUAUUGUCGUCUUGUUCUGGAACAACGCCCUCACACGCGAAAUCUGGAGUUACAGUGCAGCAAUUGGUCGUGGCGUAAAAGUGUGAAGUGCUUAGUGCGAGUAUUAAGUGGCAUUCUGAGAAGAAAACUCUCGGUUCGACGAAGAGGCAGUCUCAUCACGACUCCAUGUUGCCGACAGCGCCAACAGUGCCAAUUUGGAGCAAUUUUUGCCGUUAAUGCCCCCUGUAUCCCAAAAUCGGAUGAACAUUCUCUUUAAUCAUGAGCAAUGAUAAGGCAAAGAAAUCUGCCCACUCGGGUGUGCAGAUUAAAAUGGAAAAUCAUGAAGGCACAGAAACGAUUACUGACAUACAAAACUAUUUGGAAACCUUCAAUAAAGAGAUUGAAGGAGGAGACCAGACCGUACACGUGACAGAAGUGCAGCAAGUUGUAGCUGCUGAAGAAAAUGGUGAAGAAGGGACAUAUUUUGUAGACCAAUCUGGACGAUACUACUAUCAAGCAACAACUUCAGAUCAACCUUCAGUAAUGACUGUAGUGUCAAGUUUACCAGAUCCCAGUGGGGAAGGAACAGAGGGAUCAUCAGAAACAACAUACGUUGCCAUGCAACCUCAGGAAGGACAACAAGUGGAAGAAGCAAUGACAAUUGAAAGUUCUGAAGAGGGCGCAGCAAGUGGUCAAGAGGGUUCAGGAAUGAUCUUGAAUGCUUCUGAUGCAUAUCAGGCAGUAACAAUAGUUCCAUCAGAUACAAAUCCUGGAGAAGUUAGUUACGUAUUAAUAGUCCAGCCUACAGAUGACAAAGAUGAAAAAGGAGAAGAUCAGGACUUAACUGUUUAUGACUUUGAUGAAGGUGAAGAGGGAGGAAUUGCUAUGGAGUCUGGUGAUGAAGAUGACAAGACAAAAAUUAUCAAGAUUUUGCCCAAGAAAUCUCAGACAGUCACACAAGCUCAUAUGUGUAAUUAUUGUAAUUACACUAGUCCAAAGAGGUAUUUACUCUCGCGCCACAUGAAAUCUCAUUCUGAAGAACGCCCACAUAAAUGCAGUGUGUGUGAGAGAGGCUUCAAAACCUUGGCUUCACUUCAAAAUCAUGUUAACACACACACAGGAACAAAACCGCAUCGGUGCAAAUUUUGUGACAGUGCGUUUACGACUUCAGGUAAACUUGCUUGCAUUUCUCUUACUUUUAAUGUUUGAAUGGUUUCUGUAAAUUGAUGGACUUUAUUUUAAAUGAUUUGCAUUUAUGUGGUUGGCAUUUUUACUAAUUUUAUUUUUUGUUCACUGUGUAUUUUGUGUUCUAAUGCCAGUUUUUAGAUUUAACUGUUGUUUUGUUUUAUUUUGCAGUAGAAGUAUUCUGUUGGUGAAUGUGUGAUAAUUUGCAAGAAAUGUUUGUAAUGUUGGUUUAGUCACUUUUUGUCUGCUUGACUUUUUUGCAUAACAGUUUUAAUUUGUGUUUGGGGACUUUUUUAAUUAAAUGUACUUAAAACCCAAGCAUCACAGGGAUUUUACAGUUUGUAUUAUUUUUGAUUUAUUGUUUGCUUUAUGGUCACUUUUUUUAGGCACUUUACGUGCCAAGAUUUUGCAUAAACAUAAUUGUUAUGUUGUGGGUGAAAUGUAAAUAUUUGAUGGAAUGUUCUGUGUAUGGGCCUACAAAUAUUGUGAUAUUAUUAUUCAAUGGGUUUAAAAUUGUUUUUGUAUUUAUAGAAUCCUGGCACGGAAAUUCUGGUGCUGGGAAAUAGAACAAAUGAAUACCGUAUUUACUCGUGUAUGUUUGACUUUUUUUUUUCUUCUAUAUUGUAGGAUGAUGGUGGAUAAUACAUCAUUGGAUUUACGUUUCCAGGCGCAAAGAAAUUUCCCUGAAUUUUGCUGUUGCUGAAUACAUUAUGUCUGUUGUUCUACGCUGCUUCUCAAUAUCAUAACUUGUAUUGAAAGUCAGUUCUAUAUGAUGUGCUUAAAUGUUAAACAUCUGCACUGUUUUGUAGAAUAGUGCCCAUGGCACGACAAACUUAAAAUGGCUCACUUGUUAUGGAACUCUGUUUGUUAAUAAACAUGAAAUGUGGUUGUUUUAUGGACAUUGCAUGUAUAAAAUUAGCGUUUGUUUGUCAUUAAUGAAAUGCUAGAUAAAGAAUCGCGUGUGUUAAGUCUUACAAUAUUCAAAAUAUAAUCCAUUGCAUGUACCCAAGGGCAAAAUGUAUGCGAGUAAAUACGGAGUGUAUCAGAAUUCCUGGGCCUCAUUAAUUCUAGAUUGACAUUUUAAAAAUUUUCGUAGAAGUGUUGCAUAUGCUCAAGUGGACUUUGGAACGUAAGUGUUCAACAAUCCAGGUGUGUUUUAUUUUCUAUCAUACACACCUUAUUUGUAAUAAAGUCAGAAGCUAAAAAUAUCUUAGUGUCUUUUCAUUUGCCAAACUUCCAUUUGACUGUGCAGCAUUAUUGCAUGUGUGUUGUACCGAAUGUCUACUUGAAAUCGGAAAGAGUUAACACACGGUCAACCCUACAGUUGUGCAGGUAUUGAUAUACCUCCAGUGAGAAAUGUUGGGUUAGUAGAGUUAAAGUUUAAAAUUAUUUUUAUUGAUUUGCCUUUGUGAAAAAAAUUUUAUGCCUUUGUUGCAAAUUGUAAUUUGAAAUAAUUUCAGUAUUUUAUUAUUUAUUGAAGAUACAUUCUUUUGGUUAUGGAUGACCUUCCCAAAUGAGUGAACUUGUAAGACAUGUUCGGUACAGACAUACACACGAGAAACCACAUAAAUGUUCUGAGUGUGAUUACGCAAGCGUGGAAUUGAGUAAAUUGAAGCGUCACAUGCGAUGUCACACUGGCGAGAGACCAUAUCAGGUGAACUUGUAAGACACGUUCGGUACAAACACACUCACGAGAAACCCCACAAAUGUUCUAUUUGUGACUACGCCAGUGUGGAACUCAGCAAAAUGAGGAAUCAUAUGAGGUGCCAUACUGGUGAGAGGCCGUACCAGUGUCCACACUGCACAUAUGCCAGUCCAGAUACAUUCAAAUUGAAACGUCACUUGCGGAUACACACGGGUGAGAAGCCAUAUGAGUGUGACAUUUGCCAUGCUCGUUUUACACAGUCAAAUAGUUUGAAGGCUCACAAGUUGAUUCAUAGUGCGGGAGAUAAGCCAGUAUUUCAAUGUGAACUUUGUCCUACAACUUGUGGUCGUAAAACAGAUUUACGUAUUCAUGUGCAAAAGUUACAUACAUCGGACAAGCCUCUGAAAUGUAAACGUUGUGGAAAAUCCUUUCCUGAUAGAUACACUUAUAAAAUUCAUAACAAAUCUCAUGAAGGUGAGAAAUGUUUUAAAUGUGAUCUUUGUCCAUAUGCUUCCAUAUCUCAAAGGCAUUUGGAGUCUCACAUGCUAAUACACACGGAUCAAAAACCAUAUCAAUGUGAUCAGUGUGAUCAGUCAUUCCGACAAAAGCAACUUCUUAGAAGACAUCAGAAUUUAUACCACAAUCCUAACUAUGUACCUCCCCCUCCCCAAGAGAAAACUCAUGAAUGUCCAGAAUGUGGUCGUGCGUUUCGACAUAAGGGGAAUUUAAUAAGGCAUAUGGCAGUCCAUGAUCCAGAUUCUUCUGCCCAAGAGAAAGCAUUAGCUUUGAAACUGGGAAGACAAAAGAAAAUACAGAUCAUAGAUGGCCAACAAGUAGAGGUAAUGGCUGGGCAAGAUGAUGAUGAAGAUGAGGAAGACACAGAUGGUGAUAUGAUGGCAGUUGAAGGAAAUGAUGGGCAACAGUAUGUUGUUCUUGAAGUAAUUCAGCUACAGGAUGGUGAUGGAAGUGAACCAGCUGUAGCUGUGGUUACUGGAGAUCCAUCCCAUGCAAUUGAACAGGGUGCUGUAACUCUGAGAGCAGCUGACAGCGAUGACGAAGGCCUUUCUGAUGAUGAAGAAGUGAUUCAGACUAUCCAGAGGUCAAGGAAAAUGUCCAAGAAAGAUGCAUUAGCUAUUAGAAAACGUAUUGAAACUGAAAAGGACAUGCAGAAUUGCUUUGGUUUUGAUGAAGAAGAAGGAGAUGACGAGUCUGAAGAUCCUGGGAAGAAUACAAUUCGCCUGCUUGAAACCAUUCACUAAUGAUAACUGCUUGCUGCGGGCAAGCAUUGAGUGUAUGCAAUCUGCAAUUUUGCAGAAUAACUAAUCAACAUCAAUUCCCAGUGUUGUGUGGAUUUUAUGAAUUUACUGCAGUGUGAGGUUGAUUGUUGUGUUACAUUGGCAAAUCAGUUCAUUGUAUAUUACAAGGACUGUGACUUUCGUCUCUCAAGAUUGGUUAUAGUAGUGCUACUAAGCAGCAUUAACUAUACCGAACAAACUUACUCUAAUUUCAUCUGAAGGAAGGCACUGUAUAUACUUUACAGUUUUUUAAACUAAGAAGACUGCUCUUCUGCAGAUAUGUUGACAUGAUUCCAAACAAAGAUUGUUUCUUGUAAGCAACACGUACAAAAUGUGGAUUCAUCUGAAGAACAAUUUUCAGCACGCAAAAACUUAUGACUUUGUUGUAUGAGUGAAUGUUGAAGAAAUAUUGAAUGUAUUUUUAGUCCUGACAAUGUACAAUUGACAUUCAUAAUUGGUUAUAGCUUUGACUUAAUGAUUCAGAAAAUGUUCAUAAAUUCCUUCCCACUUUUUUAAGUGAAUCCUGUUGUUCAGGAGUAGUCUUUAAAUAUGUAGGAAGUCUAGGUAAAAUGAAUUCUCUUCUGCCAUUAUUUAUUAUUUUAUACUUGUUUUAAAAAAAAUGUCAUGUGUUGAUGCAAAUGUUUCAUUUUCUUCUUUGUGUGGAGGCUGCAUGAAUACAAGUACAAUAUUGUGUAAUUUCAUUGUAGAGAAUGUUCCAAUUUAAGUUGUUCAUACCAGUAUUUGUUAUCAUUGGUAUUAAAUUUUUGUCACAAAUACAGUACAUAUGCAAGAUGUGAUAGUACUUAUGAUUAAAAUUGUACAUAUUUUUUAGUCUAAUUUUCUAGGAAGUACAUUCAGGUAGUAAUGAAGGAACUAUCAGUAAGUAACAAGGUUUUUUUUCCUUCAUGUUGUCUUGUGACAGAUUUUGAUUGUUUCAUUAUGAUCUUGUCAAAGACCACAGUUUUGUUGCCAAAGAUAUUUGUUUUUCUUUUUUUGAACUUGUGCUGUAAAGUAUUGUAACAAAAGCUGGAAAGUAUGUAUACAUGUUCAUUGAUUGCCUCUUUUACAUUCUUCCUAUACCUCCUACCAUGUAUUACUGAUGGUUCAAACAUAUUCUGCCAACUUUGUCUUCAGCAGAGGGAAUUCUUUGUGUAUAAAUUCAUUGUAGUUAUUUUUAAUCAAUCUGGAACAUCGUUAUGUUGUAUUUGAUACCCCAAUGAGAGUAAGUUUGCAAUAAAUGGCAUUUCCAUGUAAACCAAUUGCUUAUGUUUAUGAAGACGUGGAAUGCUAGGUGUUAGUGGCAUUCCUGUGUAACGGUGUAUUCACUGAUCAACAUUCUGUGUGUGGUGUCCUUUUUUUGGGGCUUUGCCAGGAGGUAGUGAGCAGGUGGCUGGGUCAAGCAGGAGUAGGAAGUAUUCAUUGUCAGUUGCCUGUUAGGUGCUGAACACACCUGAAUGCUCAUUUCUGGCUUGUGAAGUGUCAUUGUAAUUUGUUAUUUUAUAAUUUUCAUCAAUUAUGUUAUAGCAGUGUGUGAACUAAUUUUCUGUGGAUUCAAUGAAGUGCCGAUUUUGUACUAGAAGAUUCACUCCUUAUUUCAAAGUGUGGGAAUGGAGACCUGGUUUCUACAGCUCAACAUAUCAGGUAGUGAUCACUGUCAGAGUAAAAUAUAAAAUGCUUAUUGUCCUAUGCAUCCACAUUUCUCUUUGAAAGGUAAAUUUUAGUUUAUAUUGCUUUUAUACUGAAUUAGAAUUGGAUAUUUAUGUACAUUCGCAAUUAAUGUUUGGUUCUUCAGCAAAAAAAGACAACAACCUUCAAUUAUGAACUUAUUGAUCAGGUAAUUUAAAGGGUAAAGGUAGGUAAUUAAUUUAAUUAAUUUGAAGCAAAGGAAGUUAUAAUUUUUAUAUUAAUUAUAGUAAACAUUUCAUUGUUCUGAAGUUGCUGUACAAAGUCUGAUAAUUAUUGGAAAGAAGUCUCAGAAUUAAAAUGUUUUGGUUUGAAUGAAUUAUUCAAAUUUGCGAAGAUGACUGGAGAUAGUAUAUAUGGAAGAAAAGUGUCCAGGGAAUAGGAAAUCCAGAAAAAGAAAGUCAAUAGUCUGAAGAUUAUGAGGUACUUUCAAUAAUAUAACAGUGCUGU